CUCCACAGCCCCAGUCUCCCUGCAUGUCUCCUUCUCCCCACAGCCUCUCUCUAUUGCUGGAUGAGCCAUCAGGAAGUCUCUCUCCAUCUGCACUCUCUCUGUCUCUCUCCCCCUCAGUCUCUGCCUCUCUCCCCCUCUGUCUCUCUCCCCUCCUGCAUUAGCCCCAGAUGUGGUGGUGGUGUGUGGUGCUGCUGCGCCUGUGACACGAUGACACCACAGGCAGCUGAAUGAAGCAUGGAGGAGAGGGAAAGGGAAGACGAGGACUGUCUCACACACACCUCUCAUUAGCGGAGACUCCAUAGCAAAUCCAGGGGACAAGUGAGCGCAGUGGCCGCCCUGGGAAGGAAGCAUGCAAUGAGCUGGCUGUGCACACAUUUAUUAUAAGAUAUUUAUGGUAUGCCCAGAUCACCGAAGGGCUUCAUGACGAUUUGUGUAAAAUGCUCCGUGUCCUGGCGCCUUUGGUGCUCCUCCUCUUGUUGCUGAUGAAGUCCACUGGCAGCCCUAAUUCUAUUCGAAUUGCUGCAAUUCUUGAUGACCCCAUGGAAUGCAGUAGGGGAGAGCGACUUUCCAUUACUCUGGCCAAGGACAGAAUAAAUCGGACCCCGGAGAGGCAAGGAAAGUCCAAGCUGGAGGUGGACAUUUUUGAGCUUCUGAGAGACAGCGAAUAUGAGACAGCAGAGACAAUGUGCCAGAUACUUCCCAAAGGAGUUUUGGGGGUGCUAGGCCCAUCUUACAGCCCGUCAUCCAGUUCCAUCAUCAGCAACAUCUGUGGCGAAAAGGAGGUACCACACAUAAAAGUCUCCCCUGAGGAAUUUUUAAGGUUUCAAUUUCAGAGAUUCACAACUUUGAACCUUCACCCCAGCAACACAGACGUCAGUGCAGCUAUAGGCGCACUACUUACUUUCUUCAACAGCACCACUGCCUGUCUUAUGUGUGCCAAAGCAGAGUGUCUCCUGAACCUUGAGAAGCUCCUGCGCCAGUUUCUAAUCUCCAAGGACUGCCUUUCAGUCAGGAUGCUCGAUGACAGUUGGGACCCAACGCCACUUUUGAAGGAAAUCCGAGAUGACAAGACUAGCACUAUCAUAAUCCAUGCUAAUGCAUCCAUGUCCCACACCAUCCUGAUGAAGGCUGCUGAGCUAGGAAUGGUGUCCGCUUAUUACACAUACAUCUUUACAAAUUUGGAAUUUUCUCUGCAGCGCUUUGACAGCCCACUGGAUGAACGAGUGAACAUCUUGAGUUUUUCUAUGUUUAAUCAGUCACACGCCUACUUUCAGGAAUUCACACACAUACUUCAGCAGUCCUGGGAAGAGAACUGCGACCAUUCGCCUUUUACUGGCCCUGCACUGUCUGCUGCAUUGCUAUUUGAUGCAGUUUAUGGAGUUGUAAGUGCUGUGCAGGAACUGAACCGAAGUCAGGAGAUCGGCGUUAAACCACUUUCGUGUGGAUCAGCACAGAUUUGGCAACAUGGUACCAGCCUUAUGAACUAUUUACGAAUGGUAGAGUUGGAAGGUCUUACUGGACAUGUGGAAUUCAAUAGCAAGGGUCAAAGGACAAACUAUGAUCUCAAGAUUCUGCAGUACACCAAGACAGGUUUCCAAGAGAUUGGACAUUGGCACAUCAAUGAUGGUCUCUCCAUGGACAAGAGAUACUUCCUCCAAAACCACUCUGAUACCCUGGCUAAUAAAACACUGAUAAUCACAACUAUCCUAGAAAACCCAUACUUGAUGCUAAAGUCAAACCACCAAGAGCUUGAGGGUAAUGACCGGUAUGAAGGCUUCUGCGUGGACAUGCUAAAGGAGCUAUCGAAGAGCCUACAUUUUAACUAUAAGAUUCGCCUGGUUGCUGAUGGUGUUUACGGUGUUCCAGAGUUGAAUGGAAGUUGGACUGGAAUGGUGGGAGAAUUGAUCUCAAGGAAAGCGGAUUUGGCUGUUGCGGGACUCACUAUCACAGCAGAAAGAGAAAAGGUCAUUGACUUCUCUAAGCCAUUCAUGACAUUAGGAAUCAGCAUUCUGUACCGAGUUCAUAUGGGAAGAAAGCCUGGCUACUUUUCCUUCCUGGACCCAUUCUCACCUGGUGUGUGGCUCUUCAUGCUUCUCGGCUACUUAGCCGUCAGCUGUGUGUUAUUCCUUGUGGCCCGCCUGACUCCCUAUGAGUGGUACAGUCCUCACCCGUGUGUCCAGGGAAGAUGCAAUCUUCUAAUAAACCAAUACUCUCUUGGCAACAGUCUGUGGUUUCCAGUUGGAGGAUUUAUGCAGCAAGGCUCUACAAUAGCGCCAAGAGCGUUGUCUACACGCUGUGUCAGUGGUGUUUGGUGGGCGUUCACCCUGAUAAUUAUAUCCUCGUACACGGCAAACCUUGCUGCCUUCCUCACUGUGCAGAGAAUGGAUGUACCCAUUGAGUCAGUGGAUGACUUGGCAGAUCAGACCACCAUUGAGUACGGUACUAUACACGGAGGCUCCAGCAUGACCUUCUUCCAAAAUUCCCGCUACCAGACCUACCAACGGAUGUGGAAUUACAUGCACUCAAAGCAGCCCAGUGUGUUUGUCAAGAGCACAGAGGAAGGAAUCGCCAGAGUGCUGAACUCAAACUACGCCUUUCUGUUGGAGUCCACCAUGAACGAGUACUAUCGCCAACGCAACUGCAACCUCACUCAGGUUGGAGGACUCCUGGACACAAAGGGCUAUGGCAUUGGCAUGCCUGUAGGCUCCGUGUUCCGGGAUGAAUUUGAUCUGGCAAUCUUGCAGCUGCAAGAGAACAACUGCCUGGAGGACCUGAAGCGAAAAUGGUGGGAUGGAGGUAAAUGUCCAAAAGAGGAGGACCACAGAGCAAAAGGUUUGGGAAUGGAAAACAUCGGCGGUAUCUUUGCUGUGCUCAUCUGUGGCUUAAUAGUGGCCAUUUUCAUGGCCAUGCUGGAGUUCCUCUGGACGUUACGGAAUUCUGAGGAAUCUGAGGUUUCUGUGUGCAAAGAAAUGGUGACAGAGCUAAGCAACAUUAUUCUCUGCAAGGACAGUUUACUGCCACGUCGGAAGCGUGGCGGCAUCAUACGUGCAAGAUCUAUCAUUCAGGAUGAUAAGAGAGGACGCCAUACCAGCAUUCUUAGCAAUGGUAAACUGUGUGGGGGUAACGCCCCUGACCCAUUGGCACAGAGACUGGCACAAGAAGCAGCUCUGGUAGCAAGAGAAUGCACACACAUCCGAGUGUGUCCAGAAUGCCGCCGCUUCCAGGGACUCAGAGGACGCCCGCCUGUGGGGUCUCCAGCACAAAGUGAGGAGAGUUUAUGGGAGAAGACCACAAACAGCAGUGAGCCGGAGUAAGGCGGCCACGGGAAUCGUGGACGAAGCUAAACCUAUUUUAUUUUUUAUUUUAUUUUUUAGAGAUCAUACAAUUGUAAAAUUAAACUUUUUACAGCUAGAAUAAAAUCCUAUCCGUGGAAUAUCCAUGGUAUAACAAGAAAAUCUCCCACAAUGGAUUUGUGCGUUUUGAGCUGGAAUUAAAAAGAGAAAAAAAAUCCUGAUACCAUAAAACUACUGGUUUUUAUCAAAACUAGUAUAGGACUCUGUUUAAUGUACCGUUUUCUUGGAUUCUGAAGGUUCAUUGUCUUCCUUUAUAGAAGUCCCACACGCUUACAGGCUUCUCUUAUUUCAAUACCCACCAUUCCUGUAGCGAUAAAGAGAACAUUUCGUCUGAAAUGAUAAUUCAGUACCGGUGAGGAUAGGGUGUCCUCUGUUUAUGCACAGGAAACAGUUUUGAUGUGUUAAUCAAUUGGGAAUCUUUGACCAUGGCUUUUUGUGUGUCUUUGAAGGUAGUGCUAUGCCAGUAUUCAUCUUUUGUAGAGAAAGUCAAGCCCCACACCUCCUGGCCACACAAGAAAAGGAAAAAAGUUGUUGUCACGGGAUAUAAAUACUCAUUCAGUCAUGUAAAUAUAGAGCUUUGUCGUAAUGUAAUGAGAUAGAGGGUCACAUUUACUAAAUAAUGGUUUGUGAAAAAUACUCAAUUAUUUCCAAUUUGCUGUAAAUUAAUGGGCCCUACACACUGGCAGAUAAUACUGAAAGAUAUGAACGAUCUCGUUCAUUAAUGAACGAGAUACCGUUCAUAUCUUUCAGUGUGGAGGCAGCAACGAUGAAGGAUGCUCGGCCUCACGCUCGUUUAUCGCUGGUGCCCCGUCGCUUGUACAUGCAGGCCAAUAUGGACGAGAUUGUCCAUAUUUGCCUGCACUGCUGUGGAGCCGGGUGACGGGGGGAGUGAAGAAACUUCACUCCGCCCGUCACCGCCCCCCCCCCCCCCCCCCCCUCCCGCCGCCGGGUCGCCCGUCGGCCGUAUCUGCCAUCGGGAAGAUCGGCGGUGGAUCUAUCAGUGUGUAGGGCCCAUAACAUUCACAUGGGUAUCCGGUCUCUAGGUCGACAGUGUCUAGGUCGGCCACUAUUGGUCGACAGUAACUAGGUCGACAGGGUUUCUAGGUCAACAUGUUCUAGGUUGACAGGUCAAAAGGUCGACAUGAGUUUUUCACAAUUUUUUUCUCUUUUUGAACUUUUUCAUACUUAAUGAUCCACGCGGACUAUGGUUGGGAAUAGUAACCCGUACCGAGCACCGCGUCAGCGGAACAAGGCACCUUACCCGAAGUUCGCUCGCCAUGCAAGGGGACACGGUGCACUAAUUGGGUUUCCCGGUCACCGUACAGAGAAAACGACACCAAAAAAAAUAAAAAAAGUCAUGUAGACCUGUCGUUGUAGACCCUGUCGACCUAGAGACCCUGUUGACCUAGAAACCCUAUCGACCAAGUUCCUGUCGACCAAUAGUAGUUGACCUAUACACUGUCGACCUAGUUACUGUCGACCUUCCAUACCAUUCACAUGUGCCAGUAUCAUAACAAAAACAGCAGUUUGGGAACGUACUGCAGGAGAAGUGUACCGAAAUCUUUCUGGUGUCAUCAAAGGAAACUGUUAGAAUUUCUUAAAUCAAACUUUAGUAACUGUGGCCCUUACUGUAAAAAAAAUCUAUCUUUUCCAGGAGUCCAUAAAAAGCUGUGUAUGAAAGAACCUUAGGGAUAUUUUUGAUGAAAAAUUACAAUUCUAUGCAAUUUCUGUAAAAUAAACUUAACCAUUCUUAA
This is a messenger RNA of Pseudophryne corroboree (corroboree frog), 5107 nucleotides long. It is a transcript of the gene GRIK4, whose product is annotated as glutamate ionotropic receptor kainate type subunit 4. Gene Ontology annotation, biological process: monoatomic ion transport; modulation of chemical synaptic transmission; synaptic transmission, glutamatergic. The transcript is spliced from 20 exons. NCBI's taxonomy places the organism in Eukaryota, Metazoa, Chordata, Amphibia, Anura, Myobatrachidae. Gene Ontology annotation, cellular component: kainate selective glutamate receptor complex; presynaptic membrane; plasma membrane. Bases 438 to 3314 code for a protein of 958 amino acids. Gene Ontology annotation, molecular function: kainate selective glutamate receptor activity; transmitter-gated monoatomic ion channel activity involved in regulation of postsynaptic membrane potential. The record is from RefSeq and is a predicted model, not a curated record.